GGAGCGGGGCAGGGGCGGGGCCCGCCCGCGCAGGCGCAGUGAGGGGAAGGCGUGCAUGGGGGAGCCUGGGGCUGAGGAGGGGGCCCCCCCGAGUGAGGUGGCCCCGGCAGUCGGGGGGGGCUGCGCUUGCCUCGGGGACCCCGACGUCCAGGGGGACCCCGACACCCCCCUUCCCGGUGACGCCGAGGCGGAGGCCCUGCAGCGCGAGGCCGCGUGCCGCGAGCUGGCCCUGAUCCGGGGGGCCCUGGCGCUGCCCCCCCCCGGCCCCGGCGACCCCCUGGGGGACAUCGUGGCCAAGGUGACAUCGGUCCUGUCCCAGCUGCCCCCUGACUCGCCCUCCCUGGCCCCCCUCCUGCGGACACCACUGACCCCCCGGCAGUGGGAGGUGCUGGGGCGGCUGGCGGCGGCGCUGGGCGCCGAGUACGAGUGUCGCCGGCGGGUGAUGGUGACGCGCUGCGAGGUGACGCUGGCCUCCUUCCUGGGGGCCGCGGGGGCCAAGGCCAGCGAGGCGGCGGCGGUGUGGGGGGCGCUGGCCCGGCUGCGGCAGGCGGCCGCCCGCCCCCCCCCGGGGCUGCCCCACGUCCUGGCAGCCCGGCAGGACGCGUCGCGCCUGGCCCCCACCAGCGCCGGCACCACCCGCACCCCCUGCGCCCUCAACCAGGUGAUGAUGGGGCCGGUGCCGGACCGGGGGGGCCGCCCCGGGGAGCUGGAGCCCCCCAUGCGCCCCUGGGAGCCGCGGCGGCAGGGGGGCAGCCGCCCCCCCCGGGGCCGGCGGAAGCGGCGCUGAGCCCCCCCCUCCUUCCCGGACGCCUGGGCCCCUCCCGGAGCCGGCGGUGGAGGUGGGCCGGACACCUGGGCCCCCUCUUUGGGGGGGGGGGGCAGAUUUACCCAGCUGUGACAUUAAAAUGUGUCCCCCCCCCCA
Messenger RNA from Dromaius novaehollandiae (emu), 922 nucleotides. RefSeq names its product family with sequence similarity 98 member C (gene TSLIG3C). Lineage: Eukaryota; Metazoa; Chordata; Aves; Casuariiformes; Dromaiidae. The transcript has 7 exons. Gene Ontology annotation, cellular component: tRNA-splicing ligase complex. Bases 56 to 787 code for a protein of 243 amino acids. The record is from RefSeq and is a predicted model, not a curated record.